This is a messenger RNA of Brassica rapa (field mustard), 1601 nucleotides long. RefSeq names its product WAT1-related protein At1g70260. NCBI's taxonomy places the organism in Eukaryota, Viridiplantae, Streptophyta, Magnoliopsida, Brassicales, Brassicaceae. Gene Ontology annotation, molecular function: transmembrane transporter activity. Gene Ontology annotation, cellular component: membrane. The record is from RefSeq and is a predicted model, not a curated record.
CCUUUAUAAAUGAUAGAGAAAUGAAACCAAUAAUUCGGUAUCCUCUCCAAUAGCAUUGAAGAUCUUCUUCACCUCUCUUUCUCUCUCUCCCUCUCUCUCUCCAAAUCUAUCUAUAUUUGCCGAGAUUCUUGGAGCUAGUAAACACCGUGCCGUUUAAAAAAAAAGUCCAGAAGGAGAGAGAUGAAAGUGAAGGUUGGAGAGUUUGUGCCGUUUGUGGCAAUGGUGAUAAUGGAGGCAUGCACGAUUGCUCUUACGAUAAUGGCCAAGACGGCACUAACGGGAGGGAUGAGUCCUUUUGUUUUCGUUGUUUACACAAACGCUUUGGGAUCUAUUCUUCUUCUUCCCUUUUCUUUCUUCUUCCAUAGAAAGGACAGAACUAAAGAAUCUAUCUUUUCUUGGCCACUCUUCGUUCGUGUUUUCUUUCUAGGUUUCACCGGGAUAUUUCUGUUCCAAAAUUUGGCAUUUGUGGGACUAAGCUUCAGCUCACCCAUAGUAGUAUGUGCAAUGGGAUUACUCAUUCCUUCAUUCUCCUUCUUGCUCAAUCUUAUCCUCGGGAGCAAGUUGGAUUGGAGAAACACGAGCACGAGGGCUAGAGUUAUGGGAACAAUAAUCUCAUUAAGCGGAGCAUUCAGUGAAGAAUUGUACAAAGGUCCUUUUAUAAGACCAGCUUCGUCUGCUUUCCCUACUCGUCUUCUAAAAUCAAUCCCUAAACUAUUGGUCUACUACAACAUCCCUGAUAAUUGGUUCCUCGGCUGUAUCUUUCUGGCGGCCGCUGUUUUUUCUGUCUCCCUAUUCAAUGUUAUUCAGACAGGGACGGUCAAAAAGUAUCCACACGUAAUGAAAGUGGCUUCGUUUUACAGCAUAGUCGGGACGAUCCAAUGCCUAAUAUUCUCGUUGUUUAUGGAAAGAGACCUAAGUGCAUGGAAGAUCGAGCCUAACUACGAUCUUUGCCUCAUUAUUGCCACGGGAAUUUUCGGAAGUGUAAUACGGACAAGCGUACAAGUAAAGUGUACCCAAAUGAAAGGACCAUAUUACGUGCCAUUAUUCAAACCCUUUGGCAUAUUUUGGGCAACACUCUUUGGUACCAGCUUCUUCGUCAACAGUCUUCACUACGGCAGUGUAUUAGGAGCAGUCAUAGGUGGCGUUGGAUAUUACACAGUUUCUUGGGGACAAUUGAGGGAAACCGAAGAAAAACAAAAUUCAAAAGAUGAAAGAAAACCCAUCAAAACUAUUCAUCAUCACGAAGAUGAUGAAUACAAAAUUCCAUUGCUUAUUAAUCAGGAAGAAAGUCCUGUGUGAAUUGUGUAUUAUUCGUUUUUUCUUGAGAAGAAAAGGAGGGUCGUUUAAAUAUUUUCUUGUCCUCUUUUUUUCUAUGUGGCGUAAGUAAGAAGAAAUGCGUGUGAGAGUGUGUUUAUUAUAUAAGUCGUCAGUGUCAAUGGGAGACUGCUGAAGUAGGCUUUUUGGUCCGAAACGCAAAAACCCCAAUGUAUAUACACGUAUUUGGAUAUGUAGACUGUAGAGCACUCUAUUAUGCUUUUACGUAAUGAAUAAUUUCCGAAAUGAUCGAUUGUAUUCCGGAUAUUUUAUAUGUUAUAUACAUU